AUGCAGCACCCCUUGGACAUUGGGGCUCACUAUUUCCCCCAUGAAACCUUUGCUGAUCACAGGUCCCAUCGAUACAGGAGUUUCAUGAUAGAAGAGAUUUUAACUGAUCACCAGGACCCCAAAACUGCUCCUCCUACAGGGGACCUGCUCAAAUUUGGGGUGCAGGCCCUUCUAUCUACCAGACCUUACCACAACCACCUGGCUCUACUGAAGGCAGAACAGGCCUCCAUGUUCAAGUUCCCUCUGAGCCCCUUGAAUUGCCCUGGGCUGGGCUCUCCCAUCAGUUCUGCCCUCCUGGCUGCCAGCUCAGGUCUCCAAGGAGGGUCAGGGUCUCCUCACCACCUGCCACUAGAACUGCACCUCAGGGGGAAAUUGGAGGCAGGGGUCUCAGAGCAGGGCAGCAAGGCCAAGAAGGGCAGAAGAAGCAGGACUGUGUUCACUGAGCUGCAGCUGAUGGGACUGGAGAAGAGGUUUGAAAAGCAGAAAUAUCUCUCUACACCUGACAGGAUAGAUCUGGCAGAAUCUCUGGGUCUUAGUCAGCUACAGGUGAAAACCUGGUAUCAAAACCGGCGCAUGAAAUGGAAAAAAAUAGUUUUGCAAGGUGGGGGACUUGAAUCCCCAACUAAACCCAAAGGUCGCCCUAAGAAGAAUUCCAUUCCGAGCAGCGAGCAACUUACGGAGCAGGAGAGAGCAAAGGAGGCAGAAAAACAGAUGGAGGAGCUGCACUCACCUUGUGAGGUCAACCAGGAGGAGUAGAGGAGAACCCAUGGCGGUGCCCAAAAAUGAACAGAGGAGAGCACUGAUUUACCCUGCAGAGAACAUUGCCCUACGGA
Hyla sarda is the source of this 833-nucleotide messenger RNA. RefSeq names its product BARX homeobox 1 (gene BARX1). The transcript has 4 exons. The coding region runs from base 1 to 756 and encodes 251 amino acids. Gene Ontology annotation, molecular function: RNA polymerase II transcription regulatory region sequence-specific DNA binding; DNA-binding transcription factor activity, RNA polymerase II-specific. The record is from RefSeq and is a predicted model, not a curated record. NCBI's taxonomy places the organism in Eukaryota, Metazoa, Chordata, Amphibia, Anura, Hylidae. Gene Ontology annotation, biological process: regulation of transcription by RNA polymerase II. Gene Ontology annotation, cellular component: nucleus.